CAUCAGUAGUUCUCAGAUUCUCAUACAGAAUAGUCGAUUUAAGUUGUUUUUGUUUUUUUAAGUUAAUAAAAGUAAAUAUAAUGAUAUUCUCAGUGAUCUUGACUUUAACCCUUAUUGGAAUAAUUGCGGGUUUAAUUUAUCUAUUCCUUGUGUUUAAUUUUGAUCAUUGGAAGAAACGAGGGGUUAAAGGUCCCAAACCAAAAGCUCUUUAUGGCUCUUAUCCGAGUAUGAUAACUCAAAAACGUAAUGUCGUCUAUGAUAUGCAAGAACUUUAUAGGCAGUAUCAAAAUGAUGAGGAUUUUAUUGGUUGUUAUUCUAUACGAACACCGGAUUUGCUGGUUUUGAGUCCCGAACUUGUGCAUAAAAUAUUUGUAACGGACUUUAAAAAUUUUCAUGACAAUGAAUUAUCGACUUGGUUUGAUGAUAAAAGUGAUAAAAUUUUAAGUAACAAUCCAUUUAUUCUAACCGGUGAGGGUUGGAAAGAACGCCGACAAGAAAUAACACCUGGACUUACAGUUAAUAGAAUCAAGUCAGUUUAUCCUGUAACACAAGAAGUUUGCGGAAGACUUAUCAAAUACAUGAAAGAAAAAUGCAAAUACACCGACAAUAAUGGGAUUGAUACAAAAGAGCUUAGCCUUCGUUUCACAUCUGAAGUUGUUACCGAUUGUGUUUUAGGCAUUAAGGCCUUAAGUUUCACUGAAAACCCUACACCAAUACUCGAAAUGACAAAGAAGAUUUUCACUCAAUCGACUGUGUUCACAGUUUAUGCAUUUUUAGUUGGAUUCUUGCCGAUGAUUAAGCGUUUCUAUAAAACAAAAUUUUUUGAAAAAGAAAAUGAAGUCUUUUUCACCGGCCUUAUGGGAUCAGCUUUUGAUAUGAGACGCCAACAAAAGCUGGAUCGUAUCGAUUUUUUGAACUACAUUCUACAGUUACAAGACAAGAAGCAUCUUUCAAACGAUGAACUUGUUUCGCAUUCGAUGACAUUCUUAUUGGAUGGUUUUGAGACUUCUGCAGCUGCCAUAAGUGUGUGUUUAUAUCAGCUAUCUAAAUAUCCAGAAGAACAAAAAAGACUUCGCGAUGAAAUCAAUAAUAAUCUUAAUGAUAAAGGAGAACUGGAUUUUGAAAAACUCGAUACGUUACCAUUUUUGGAUCAGUGUUUCUAUGAGAGCUUGCGAAUUAUUCCAGCCCAACUUAUUGCCAAAAAACUCUGCACAGAACCAAUUGUUCUCACUAACAAAAAUGGAACUAAGGUACAGCUUAAAAGGAAUGAUUUAAUUCAGAUUCCUUUGUACUGCUUCCACCAUGACGAGAAAUAUUUUCCAAAUCCCAAUGAAUUUAUUCCUGAUCGCUUUAGUCCAGAAAAUGGCGGUACCAAAAAAUAUCGUGAUAUGGGUGUGUUUUUGCCAUUUGGUGAUGGUCCUAGAAUUUGCUUGGGAAUGAAAUUUGCUUUGACACAAACUAAAGCUGCUAUCGCUGAAAUCGUCAAGAAUUUCAAUAUCAAAUUGAAUCCACGUACAAGAAAGGAUAAUGUUUUGCACCCGACUUUUUUUAUGGGAGCUGUCGAUGGUGGAAUUUGGCUUGAUUUUGAAGAGAUAUAGUUUGAUUAUUUUGUGUUUGAGAAUAAAUUUAUGCUUGACAAUU
Messenger RNA from Eupeodes corollae, 1641 nucleotides. RefSeq names its product probable cytochrome P450 28d1. Lineage: Eukaryota; Metazoa; Arthropoda; Insecta; Diptera; Syrphidae. Gene Ontology annotation, molecular function: monooxygenase activity; heme binding; iron ion binding. Bases 81 to 1598 code for a protein of 505 amino acids. The transcript is spliced from 7 exons. The record is from RefSeq and is a predicted model, not a curated record.